Molecule: messenger RNA, 1624 nt
Organism: Colletotrichum phormii
Lineage: Eukaryota; Fungi; Ascomycota; Sordariomycetes; Glomerellales; Glomerellaceae
Product: endoplasmic reticulum protein
Exons: 4
Coding region: 340-1203 (287 amino acids)
Biological process (GO): membrane organization; endoplasmic reticulum tubular network organization
Cellular component (GO): endoplasmic reticulum; membrane
Source: RefSeq, a predicted model, not a curated record
AGCACGAAGAAGGAAGCAGUGACGCACUGACGCACCGACCACCGCUUUCCUCAGCUGGUCCAGGCUCCAUCUUCCCUCCACCCCCUCCGUCCAGCCACUCCAGUCCCCGCCGCCGCAUCACUUCAACUUCUUGCGCAUUCUGGCCAGCUUUCCCCAAAGUCAACCCAGCAUCUGCAUCUCCAAGAAAGUCCUCACACGACACAAAAACCACCAGCUCACCGUCGCAGCUCUCUUCUCUCCUACGACAUUGCUAAAAAGUACCAAUUUCGACUGCUGCAUCGAAUAUUCCACAUACAUCUGUUCCGCCCUUGAGAGCCGCUGCACUCAGAACACAUCACGAUGGCUCCCCCUCCGCCUGCCAACGUCCCUUUGACCCAGAGGCUUUUGCUUCUGGCCCAAACCCUGCAAUUCGCUUGGUUCGCCGGACACUUGUCGCUGAUUUUCGCCGUUAUCCGUUAUGGCUUCUCCUACAUCUCCUUCAACUACUACAGCCGGGUCGCCCGCUUCAGCUACAGACUCACCUUUUUGUCUGCUGCUCUGACCUACGGCAUCGUCGUUUACAAGACUCUCCGCGCACGCAGCAAGGCUGGAGCUAAGGCUCCCCAGAGCCCUCUGGCCCUGAUUGCCGACGAGAACGUUCAGUACCUAGUCAUGUCCCUGGUGUGGCUUCUGUCCCCCCAGUACCCCCUGGCCAUGCUCCCUUACGCCAUCUACUCGAUCUUCCACGUCGCAACUUACACGCGCGCCAACGUGAUCCCCACCAUCACCCCCCCCAAGCCCGUCACGCCCGCUGCUGGUGCUUCCCCUAGCGGCAAGGCCCAGUAUGCGAACAACCCGAUCGCCGACAAGAUUGGCGCCUUCGUCAAGGAGUACUACGAUGCCUCCAUGUCUGUCGUGUCCUCGCUCGAGAUCCUUCUCUGGGUUCGCCUUCUUCUCUCUGCCAUCACCUUCCAGCGCCGCUCUUGGAUCUUGAUUGCCAUCUACACUGCAUUCCUCCGUGCUCGCUUUACCCAGAGCACCCACGUCCAGAACUCGCUCGCUCUUCUCGAGUCUCGUGUCGACUCCGCUGUCGGUAACCAGGGCACUCCCCCUGCCGCCCGCCAGGCUUGGGAGACCGUCAAGGGAGGUGCGCGCCAGUUCUACGCCUACACUGACCCCAACCGCUACCUCAGCGGUACCGCCGUCCCCAAGAAGACCUCGUAAAGCAUUGACGAGACAGGCGAAACGAUUCAAAGUCACGAAUGCCUUCAAGGGUGCAAUAUCAGAAGCCUUACUCGAGAUGAGGUUGUUUGUCUGGCGGCUCCGCCGUUGCGACGAGUCAGGUUGCAAGCCAACCACGAUAAGAGUGUUUCUCGGCAGGGGAUGAUGAAAGGAAGAGGUUUAUAACGAGAGUAUACGGUCGCAAAGGAAAAGAAAUGAGCGGGAGGGUUUAUGGCCGGCCAAGGUUGACAUGGUGUUUCGCCGGUAAUUCAGGUUAUUGUAGUGUAGGCGAGUUUGGGGCCUGGUCGUUACCGGGUUGCUCUCUGCAUCGCACGAUGAUUUCAGGUUUCCCGUUGCUCGUUGGCUCCGGCCUUUGUUUGUUAGUUUUUGUUUGAGCAGUAAAUCCAAAUUCGCAUGACUACAC